Orcinus orca (killer whale) is the source of this 5798-nucleotide messenger RNA. It is a transcript of the gene GABRB3, whose product is annotated as gamma-aminobutyric acid type A receptor subunit beta3. Lineage: Eukaryota; Metazoa; Chordata; Mammalia; Artiodactyla; Delphinidae. The transcript is spliced from 9 exons. The record is from RefSeq and is a predicted model, not a curated record. Gene Ontology annotation, cellular component: GABA-A receptor complex; neuron projection; membrane. The coding region runs from base 124 to 1545 and encodes 473 amino acids. Gene Ontology annotation, molecular function: extracellular ligand-gated monoatomic ion channel activity; neurotransmitter receptor activity; GABA-A receptor activity. Gene Ontology annotation, biological process: signal transduction; monoatomic ion transmembrane transport; chemical synaptic transmission.
CCCCCUGCGCCCUCCUCCGCUCCGGGCCAGCGCGGCGGCGGCGGCAGCAGCAGGAGCAGCCCCGGCUGCGGGUCGCGACGGCGGCGGGGCGCCCCCUCCCCCGUGCCGGGGCGCGGCGGAGGGAUGUGGGGCUUUGCGGGAGGAAGGCUUUUCGGCAUCUUCUCGGCCCCAGUGCUGGUGGCGGUGGUGUGCUGCGCCCAGAGCGUGAACGAUCCUGGGAACAUGUCCUUUGUGAAGGAGACGGUGGACAAGCUGUUGAAAGGCUACGACAUUCGCCUAAGACCCGACUUCGGGGGUCCCCCGGUCUGCGUGGGGAUGAACAUCGACAUCGCCAGCAUAGACAUGGUUUCCGAAGUCAACAUGGAUUACACCUUGACCAUGUAUUUUCAACAAUACUGGAGAGAUAAAAGGCUCGCCUAUUCUGGGAUCCCUCUCAACCUCACGCUGGACAAUCGAGUGGCUGACCAGCUCUGGGUGCCUGACACAUAUUUCUUAAAUGACAAAAAGUCAUUUGUGCAUGGAGUGACAGUGAAGAACCGCAUGAUCCGCCUCCACCCCGACGGGACGGUGCUCUACGGGCUCAGAAUCACCACGACCGCAGCAUGCAUGAUGGACCUGAGAAGAUACCCUUUGGAUGAGCAGAACUGCACUCUGGAGAUUGAAAGCUAUGGCUACACCACAGAUGACAUUGAAUUUUACUGGCGCGGUGGUGAUAAGGCUGUUACUGGAGUGGAGAGAAUUGAGCUCCCACAGUUCUCCAUCGUGGAGCAUCGUCUGGUCUCCAGGAAUGUUGUCUUUGCCACAGGUGCCUACCCUCGGCUCUCACUGAGCUUUCGGUUGAAGAGAAACAUUGGAUACUUCAUUCUCCAGACCUACAUGCCCUCUAUCCUAAUUACAAUUCUCUCAUGGGUGUCCUUCUGGAUCAAUUAUGAUGCAUCUGCGGCUAGAGUUGCCCUUGGGAUCACCACCGUGCUGACCAUGACGACCAUCAACACACAUCUUCGGGAGACGUUGCCCAAAAUCCCCUAUGUCAAAGCCAUUGACAUGUACCUCAUGGGCUGCUUUGUCUUUGUGUUUCUGGCCCUUCUGGAGUAUGCCUUUGUCAACUACAUUUUCUUUGGAAGAGGCCCUCAAAGGCAGAAGAAGCUUGCGGAAAAGACCGCCAAGGCAAAGAAUGACCGUUCAAAGGGUGACAGCAACCGGGUGGAUGCUCAUGGAAAUAUUCUGUUAACAUCGCUAGAGGUUCACAAUGAAAUGAAUGAGGUCACAGGUGGCAUUGGUGAUACCAGGAAUUCAGCAAUAUCCUUUGACAACUCAGGAAUCCAGUACAGGAAACAGAGCAUGCCUCGGGAAGGGCAUGGGCGACACAUGGGGGACAGAAGCAUCCCGCACAAGAAGACCCAUCUACGGAGGAGGUCUUCACAGCUCAAAAUUAAAAUCCCUGAUCUAACCGAUGUGAAUGCCAUAGACAGAUGGUCCCGGAUCGUGUUUCCAUUCACUUUUUCUCUUUUCAACUUAGUUUACUGGCUGUACUAUGUUAACUGAGUGACUGUACUUGAUUUUUCAAAGACUUCAUUUAACACUGAGUGAAAUAUUACUCUGCCUGUCAAGUUUUUAUACCUGUACACACACAGACACACACACACACAGACACACACAUAUAUACAUACGCAAUUGUAUAUAUAUGUGAACUUUCUCAGCAUAUAUAUAAAAUACACGUGUAUAUGAGGAUGUAUGUGUAUAUGUUUAUACACACAGGUGUAAGUACCCAUGUGUAUGUCAAACAAAUACACAUACAUAUAUACAUUUUGCAGCUAUGGACAAUUUAACACAGGAUGCAUAUUAAAGAAAGUCAUAGUUUUUUCUUUUUUAAUUGAAAGGGACAAGCAUCGUCUAAAUAUUAUGCCUUGAGAAUGAGGGCACGAAACACAAUAUCAUCCCAAAAUGUGUCUUUUACUAUCAUUAGUUAGAUGUUUUAGUUUAAAAAUCAGGAAGAAACUUAGUUAUUCUUCGAAAACUCAUACAGUGGUAUUGCUAGUUUAAAACCAGUCACACUUCAUACCCUCUCUUUCAGUUUAUUAAGUGAAGGCUUUUCGGCUUUCUUGGCAAUGGGAUUUGUUUUCGUGGGGCAGACCUUUUCUGUACGGUUCCAUGGGUGGGGUGAGCCUCUGGUAUGCGCUCACCUGUUUCUUAAACAUAGGUAGAGCCCACAUUGAUGUCUGCACGUCCAUCUUUUGAAAGCCCAUCGGGGAUGGAUGGCAUCUCAUUGUAAGUACUCUGCUGUACAGUGUAUUUCUCUGCUCACUUGGAGUGGAUCCAGCUUCCGCAUCAUGUGGGACACGGCAGCACAUUUUGGCAAAGUUGAGUUGACAUUUCAGUUAGUGAACACGUGCUCUACAUCUCUUAUGGAUUUCUAGGCCUGGUAUCUAACGGAAAGCUUAGACGUCUCAGGUUAUUUGUUACUCUAAAGUAAAACCAUCUAGGAUGAAUUUCCCCCUUGUCUUUAAGUUAUCAAUCACUCAUAACAUUGUAUGUUAAUAUCAAAUAUAUUUGCAUAAUAUGCAUAUAUAUGUAUAUUUACCAAGAUUUUCUUUCUUACUCUUGCUAUCAUGGCAGCAUGCAAUGUCAUAUUUUCUUUCUGUGAUGUAACUACUUUCUGUUCUCUAGAAUUAAGAUUGAAACGAAAAACAUUUCUGUUCAAUUUCAGAAACCAAGAAACAUCCUCAUGCCUUUAUUUCUAUAUCUGACAUAUUUCACAAGCACAUCCAACUACUCCUAGUGUAACUAGGAUGCUGCAGGAACACGACCAGUCCACACCAUGCAUCACCCAGGGACCCAUGACCGUUCUCUUGAGGCAAAGGAGAGCAACAUGACAACAAACACAGUCACUUUUGGUUCCUUCUGAUCCACAGCCUCAUCAGUAUUUGGACUUUUUAAAGCUCGUAGAAACAAGACAAGGUGCACCGGUUUCAUAGAUGCAACCUUAACUUACUAUUUAGAUGAGAUCUUUCUAAAGAAAAAAAAAAGAGAUGAUAUAUUUUUUGUAAACAAUAUUUCUAUCACAGGCAUCCAUAAACUGAAAUGACUACAGUUGUGCAAACAGAUGUCACAGUGAAGUUAAGCAUUUGGAGAAACAAAAAAGCAAAAUAUUCAGAAAGAACUGCUAAAUUAAUACUUUAUCCCAAAAUGCCACAUAUGCCUCACCCUCUCUGUUCUAUCCAAAACCAAUGACCAGAGUCUCGCCCAGUAUUCUCAGAGCUGACCCCAGUUUUCCCCACUGGUAGGGGUACCACCCUCCUUGCGGGUGUAUGUGCUGUGGGCUAUCCCCAGCAGCUGACCACUACUUGAUUUACCUUGGUGGCUGAUGACAACCUUUAAUUUGUAAGAGUUUGUAACAGGUCAAACCCACCAUCAGGUAGUACACAGACCACAAAGUCUCAUGCUAGAAGCAGUGACCAAUUUUUAUACCCUUUCCCCUCUUUCAUUCUUAUCUUUUUUCAGCAUCUUCUCCCAACCACUGCUCUCUGGUUUUACUUUUAUCUGGAGACUAGCCAGUGACUUCUUGUUCCUUGGCUUUUUUCUGACAAUUUUUUUUCAUGGGUAACAAUGGGGGAAUCCUAAAAGUUAAACAGAUUGGGAAAAACCUUGUAAGUGGCCUUAUCAUUGUUAACAUGUUAAAGAAAAAAAAAAAAAGGACAUUGUGAAGACCUUAUCCCUUUCAAUACUUCAGGUAUCUUCUUCUGUAUCAGUGAUUCAAGGAGUGAGCUCCACAUGCAGAAGAGGGACCCCAAAAUGCAAAUGAACAUGGACAAAAGUGUCAACGGUUGAUUUAAAUGUACAAUUUAUAUAUUCAGAACUGUGACAUUAAUUCUUUCUGGGAGAAAAGUGAUUCAAAAUGUUUUUGAUGCAUAGUUAAGGUACCCAACUGUCAGAAGCAGAGACCCCGUGGGGCUCAGAAGAACUGCAGUCUACGUCCCAAGAUUUUCUGGAUAUAAAUUUGCAUGGUAUAGUCAUAAUAGCUUUUGAGCUUUUUAUAUGCAUUUGGCACCGAGACUGGGAUCCACAACUUUGUAGACACUACAAUGACGUUAAACAUAAUAGCUAUACUAUAAAUAGUGUUUGUAACUACACACACACGCGCGCACACACACACAAUUACAUACAUAUAUUCUGUAAAAAAAAAAAAAAAGACUUUUUGAGAUCCUUGGGUAUGUGUUUGCUUUACUCCAUUUUAGAAGAAAAUUACUCUUCUUCUAAUAAAAUUAUUUUAUAGCUUCUCCAUUUUUAAAAGCUGUGAGAAAUGUUGAGAAGCAGAACUCUGUGCUGCCAGAAGAGAGUCGAGGUUGGCUCUCUGUUCUAUUACAAUGCCCUUUCAUUACUGCACAGCAGUUCCUGGAGCCAGUGAGUGUGGUGUAUUGAUAAAUCUGAACGCGGACCCCUGGCAUAAUGUGAGGUGGUUGUUACCCUUGUCCAGACCUCUUGAGUAAGGAGAGAAAAGUUGAAAUUGGAAUCUAAUGGUAUCUCUUUCUCAACAACUGAACGUAAUAAAAAGUUGAUUUUCUACAUAGCCCUGUCUUUCCAAAAUGCUUCACAGGGGCUCAAAGCAUACAGAAGAAUCUUGUUAUGAGUUUGUUAUUACCCAUAUUCGAAUAUAAGUAUAUUCAAGACAAUCCCAGAGCCCUACUACAUAAAAUCCCGAUAGAAAAGGAUGGAUAACACAGAGUAAUCUUUAAAACAAGUAUUGUUCUUGUUCACCAGCCCCAGGACUGUAGGGGGUUUCACUGUCUAUACCAUGACCCACUCGUUUUCCUCUGAUCUUAGUGACCUCAGUGUAUAUCAUGAUAAUGUUCCUGUCCCAUGUAUAUGUGUAGUACCAUGUGUUUCUAGUGCCAGCACCCAGAACUUUGGACAUGUUCAGUCGUUGACAUCAAGACACUUCUCACCGUCCAGCUAUGGGAUUAACGUUUUCACCAAGGAGAUCAUCCUCUCAGAGGUGAUGCCAAGCACGUGGGGACUGGUUUUAAGGGGACAGGCAUACUGCAGCUGGAGGUGUUCAUUUUCAGCAUCUCAUAGAUAAUCCCAUUGGUGUUUGUCCCACAAUAGUGUCUUCUAAAAAAGAGGAUGUGUCCAACUUUGAAUCUCCUGGCUUGAAAUGAUAAACCAUCCCAUAAUUCUUAAUUUAGCUCUCCAUCUGAAAACCAGUUCAUAUUUAGGGCCAUUUUAAUGUAAGCAAAACUGAACAAUCAGUGAAAUAUUUUGUUACUUGUGGAAUAGAGUCCAGCUCUCACCUUACAUGAGCUAUUGGUCAGGGCAACAUUGAAUCGUGGAGCAAAGAGCUGCCCAGGUGGAUUAAAUUUUCCCAGGACACAACUAGUGUGCCUUGGAUUGAUUAUUACCUCUUCUACUGCAUUGAAAGGUGCCAUGUUUUCCUGAAAUUCCCAGCACCUGGGUAAAUAGCAGCCUCCCAGAGAGUGACUCAUGUACCAUGCCUCUCCCUAGGGCAAGCCCCAGAAACAAUUUUGUCAUUCUUGUCUCAUAUUUCUACUUCAUGAGUCAGUGAGUGUGUUCAAGGUAAGUACAGGAUUAUUCUAAUAGGAAUAGGCGAUUGCUGUCAUGAUCAAUUCCCGCAUUGAUUUCAUUUCAUUGUAAAGAUCAAUUAAAACCCAAUUUUGCUUAAGCACAUUGAUGUAAUUUUUUUGGUAUUAUUUGACAUGAAAAAAACAGCAAAACUGAGUGAUAGAUACAAUAUGAAACUUGUUGAUGAAUGACUUCAAAUUUAUUAAAAAAGGACUAACUGA